CAAAGCCCUAAUAAGUACUUCUGUUUUUGAUCCGCCAUUAAUUUUCUCACUUGUUUCCUUCAUCUCUGCAAUUUCAGUGGUAAAGAAAAGAUACAUCCCUCUGCAAGCAACUCCUUGUGAGUGAUUGAAGAAUAAUAGUUUGAACACGGUAUCCUGGCUUCUGGUGAUGAAGAUCCUCGAAGCAAAUGCAGGUUCUCUCACAAAUUUUGAGGUGCUUGAUUUUCUACGCUCCAGAGGUGCAGGAAGAGAUCCUACGCGGGUCAUAGUCCCGAUUGCACCAUCAGAGUUCAAGGUGUAUGAUUAUUUAGAGCAAACUGCUGCUUGCAAUCAGACAAGACAAGCGAUUGGUGAACUCAUGGGAAAAUGUAAAUGUAUCAAACUGGAAAAAUGUGAAUGUAUCAAACCGAAACAAUGUGGAUGUAUCAAACUUGAGGGGGAUGAGAUCGUUAACAUCAUCAAUAUCAGGCCAUCUUCACUCGUUGAACUUUAUCCGAUAUUAAGGAAAUAUGACGCCCUUCUUGGGGAAGCUGCAGAAACAGUGGAAGAGCUUGUGGAAAACGUGGUGCAGCUGUUACCGCCUUCUCCAACUCAAAUGCAGUCUGAAGAAGGAACUGCUACAGACGAUGAAGAAGCUCCAGAUGGAGAAACAAUGGAGGUUGCGCCUGAAGUGUAAAUUCUUGUUACUUUCUUGAACAGAAACGGUUUAGAAUGCUGAGUUCUUCCAUUCGCGCUUAUAUCUUGAUAUUGGCUUGAGGAAAAAGGACUUAAUCCAGCUCCGAAUGCCUAGUUAUAUUCGUUGUCUCAGGAUUUAUACGAUACGAUGAAAUGAAAGAUCCGAUGGUAAAUUUUUGUUUUC
This is a messenger RNA of Solanum pennellii, 856 nucleotides long. RefSeq lists its product as uncharacterized. The transcript is spliced from 5 exons. Gene Ontology annotation, molecular function: nucleotide binding. NCBI's taxonomy places the organism in Eukaryota, Viridiplantae, Streptophyta, Magnoliopsida, Solanales, Solanaceae. The record is from RefSeq and is a predicted model, not a curated record. Bases 167 to 673 code for a protein of 168 amino acids. Gene Ontology annotation, cellular component: RNA polymerase III complex. Gene Ontology annotation, biological process: transcription initiation at RNA polymerase III promoter.